Messenger RNA from Acanthosepion pharaonis, 468 nucleotides. The record is from the annotation of a GenBank genome assembly. NCBI's taxonomy places the organism in Eukaryota, Metazoa, Mollusca, Cephalopoda, Sepiida, Sepiidae.
AUGGAUAUUCUUUUCCCAACCAGUGAGGUUUCGUUUACCAUAGACGCCAAGGCGUUAAUCACUGCUACAUCUUUACCCGAUUCGGUUACUCUCGCAUUUACGGGUAUUCUUGAAAACGGGGGGCGUUUUUCACCAGAUUCAACGUUGUGCACCACACCUAUCGUCUCUUCCUGUGCGUGUCUUACAACUGAAAUGGCGUCCGCGGGAGGUGAUCUGUCAUCAAGGAUGGUCAGCGUCUCACGAGAACUCACUGUCGACAAGAAGCAGUUGAGCGUCUACAAACGGAAAAGGUCAAGCGCUCCAGACGAUCGCAACUCAGCCAAAGCGAUUGGAUUCGUGGCUCUUUUAGUGCUUGCCUUUCCGGUUGCUUACAUCAUUCUGACUGAUCUCAGCAAUUAUAGGAAAUUCCUACCCGGGAAUGAACUAAAAAGAAUAUCGACGAAGGAAAAACAGAUUGAAAACGUCUGA